CAACUCCUUGUCGGGAAAUCAUUUUGGCGUCAACAAGUUCCAUUCCAUUCCCGCUGGCGGCUCCACUUCAACUCCCUCAUAGAUUCCACAUCACAAUUUGGAAUUCUUGUCACAUAAAGCUGUUGUGAAUUCACACAUAUAUGGUUGUCUUAACUAUCACUAUCACUCAUCAAGUUCAUGGAAACUACAGGAUCAUGCGAGGCUUUGGUUCACUGGUUAGUAGUAUGGGAAAUGCAAGAGGUAGGAAAAGCUUCCGUUGUCAACAAGUCCCUAGACUAGAAUCUCAUAUGGUAUGAUGAUACUCUUCAAGAUUGUUAUUUCA
Linum tenue is the source of this 322-nucleotide messenger RNA. Lineage: Eukaryota; Viridiplantae; Streptophyta; Magnoliopsida; Malpighiales; Linaceae. The record is from the annotation of a GenBank genome assembly.